GUUGAGGGCGCUCAGAGACCUGAUCAAGGGAGAGAACAUGCAAAGUGUGCAGCUCAAGAGUUUGAACCACACAAGUUUUGUAGGAGAGUGAAGGUGCAGCACUGACAGACAGACAGUGUUUCCCCUUCCCCUGCCUGCUGACAGGACAGGACAGGAGGGGGAUUUAAAAGCCCCCUCUAACAGGGAAACCUGACUGCAUUCAGGACACGGGGUGUGAGAGACCCCCCUCCCAGUGUUUCAGAGCUCCAGCUCCCUGAGCUGCUCUAGUUUGCGAUGGACAGCGGCGGGGGUGAGAGCAGGGACUCCCAGGGGAGCCCUCUGCAGGUUCCCGGGGACUGGGAGACCCUGCCGCCGCAGCUCGAAGCCAAGUGCCGCCUGAGGACUUCCAGCUCGUCCGUCUCUUCCUUCAACUGCUCCUCGGCCGAGUCUGAGGAUGAGGUGUUCAGCGAUGGGGCUCCGAGCAGCCGCGACAGGAGGCAGCUCCUCAGGAAGAUGAAGUCAUGGAAGGCGUUUUUCACCAUGGUCCACUGGACCUACAGAAGAUCCAAUUCCUGGAUCCAACUUGCAGGACACGAAGGCCAUUUCCGCCCGAGUGAGGCCGGGUACAUCCUGAAGAAGUUCAGUGUCAACGAGAGCGAGUGCCUGCAGAAGCUGAUGGGCGAUGUCCUCAAGCCGUACGUGCCAGCCUAUUACGGGCUGGUGGAGAAGGACAGCCAGCACUACAUCCAGAUGGAAGACCUGCUCACGGGCCUGCACUCUCCCUGCAUCAUGGACUGCAAAAUGGGCAUCCGCACCUACCUGGAAGAGGAGCUGAUGAAGGACCGUCAGAAAGGUUCCUACCGUAAGGACCUCUACCAGAAGAUGAAGAAAGUGGACCCACAGGCUCCGACCGAGCAGGAGCACAGGGAGGCCGGGGUGACAAAAGUACGUUACAUGCAGUGGAGGGAGACGAUCAGUUCCACCGCCGCCCUCGGCUUCCGGAUUGAAGGAAUAACGAUGGACAACGGGGUGGUCCUCAAAGACUUCAAGCAGACCAGGACCAAAGAGCAGAUCAUGGCCGCGCUGAUCCGUUUCACUAACGGUUGCCCCCUUAUCCUGAAAGCCUAUGAAAACCGAUUAAAUGCCAUCAAGGCGGCGUUACUCCAGUCUCCGUUCUUCAGUUGUCAUGAGUUCAUCGGGAGCUCCCUGCUGUUCAUCCACGAGAGGAAGGGGAGGGUCAACGUCUGGAUGAUCGACUUUGGCAAGACGACCACCCUCCCUGAGGGCCACACACUGCAGCACAACCGCCCCUGGGAGGAGGGGAACCGCGAGGAUGGUUACCUACUGGGACUGGACAACCUCCUGGGCAUCUUCUCUGCCACCUUGGCCAAGCUAGAGAACGCGGCCGAACCAGGUGGCGAGGUCUCGGAGAGGCCGCUUGUUCACCGGUAGGGGGUUGGGGGAGGGAGGGAGGUAGGAAAUACCACGUCUCUCGCCCUGGGGUAGACGCUACGGGUGGAGGUGACUGGUUUGGUAGCGACUGGCGCAUCGUCUGGUCGGGGUAAUGAGGGGGACCCUGAAUCCACAUCCUGGGCUUGACCUCUGCCCCUCGUCCUGGGGGACUCAUCACUUAAAUGCCCCGCACCCCUUCAGUCAACGGUGCAUCCCGUUCCCCUGAUGGUAUGAUAACCCUCUCCCUGACGUGCUGUCGUUGUCACAUUGUACAGAGGGGGUAACCCCUCCAUCCGCACACUGAUUACAACAUGCUCUGUACCCCACCUCCCCUCCCCCCACAUCAAACACCGCCCCCCCCCCAGGACAGGGACAGCACGGGGUUAGAUACAGAGUAAAGCUCCCUCUACACUGUCCCCCCCAUCAAACAUUCCCAGGAUAGGGACAACAUGGGUUUAGAUACAGAGUAAAGCUCCCUCCACACUAUCCCCCAUCAAACCCUUCCAGAACAGGGACAGCACAGGGGGUUAGAUACAGAGUAAAGCUCCCUCUACACGGUCCCCCAUCAAACACUCCCCAGGACAGGACAGCACAGGGUUAGAUACAGAGUAAACUCCCUCUACACUGUCCCCCCAAACACUGACCAGGACAGGGACAGUACAGGGGGUUAGAUACCAAGUAAAGCUCCCUGUACACUGUCCUCCAUCAACACACCCCCCCAGGACAGGGACAGUACAGGGGGUUAGAUACAGAGUAAAGCUCCCUCUACACUGUCACCCAUCAAACACUCCCCAGGACAGGGACAGCACGGGGGGGUUAGAUACAGAGUGAAGCUCCCUUUAUAAUUGAAUGUAUGUGAUCACACAGCAGUGAGUCUCAGUCCCAGAGCUGUUUAGUGAAGGGGGAACGGAACAGAGCCGUUGCCCAGUGUUCGGUGGCCCUCUCCUGAUAACGCACUACAGCCACACACUGGAGUACCCGACACGACUGCAGCGCACAGGGGCCAGGAACGUUUCUGCAGCAACGCCUUGUAAAUUCGCUUCGGGAUUCCCGACAGCUUCCGAUGGAUUAUCCCACAGCGACAAAUGUUUGUGUAGCCACGGACCUUAAUCCAGGUCAAGGGGCAAAGCGUCCGUCCCUGAACUGCCUUUACAGAAAACCAGUCUGAAAUGUCAAGUUACCAGGAACAGAGUAAUUCCUCUGUUUCAGAUCAGCACUUUCAAAUGAUCAAGAUUUGUGUGGAUUUGGAGGGGGGUGGGGGGGGCAAGUCAAUUCUAAUCCAUUUCAAAAAGGGGCUUCUUAAACCACAGAAAGUUUAAGGACCACUACUCCUGCGCAAGGGCCAGCACCAGAGGUGAUGGGCUGAAUGGCCACUGCCACUGUCAGUGGAUGGUUCUGACCUGGACUUGCACUAUUUUACUGCUAAAUGUUUGAAUGUAAUGUGUCCGUGUCUUCUCGGACUUAUUGAGCUGGGUUUAAAUUUCAUAGCGACGGGUGUGUACUCUUUGGGUGCAUCUCCCAUUUACUUUGUAGAUAGAUGGUACUUCCUUUCAUUUCAGAAUUAAACAGAC
Molecule: messenger RNA, 3002 nt
Organism: Hemiscyllium ocellatum (epaulette shark)
Lineage: Eukaryota; Metazoa; Chordata; Chondrichthyes; Orectolobiformes; Hemiscylliidae
Product: inositol-trisphosphate 3-kinase B-like
Exons: 7
Coding region: 274-1431 (385 amino acids)
Biological process (GO): inositol phosphate biosynthetic process
Cellular component (GO): cytoplasm; nucleus
Molecular function (GO): inositol tetrakisphosphate kinase activity; inositol-1,4,5-trisphosphate 3-kinase activity
Source: RefSeq, a predicted model, not a curated record